AUGCCGAACAAGCGAGAAAAGCAACAGGCGGAGGAGAGAAACCAACGCCGCAAAGAAAAACGGGCUAAACGACAUGGUUCGUCAUCAUCCGGAGAUAACGAAUCUGAACAAGAUAAUUCUUCUCACUCGGCCCGCAACAAUGGUGUGGCCAAAAAUGGUCCUCCGGUGGACCAAGCGCGAAGCCUCGGUCUGGAUGAUAUUAAGACAUCCAAACUUCUAACCCUCAGCGACACAUUCCAGAAUCUGUCUGACUUUGUAGGAGUGCUACAAUUCCUAAAUCUUAGUGCUGCCAAUGCCGCUGAUGUAUUUCGGCCUGAAAUCGAACUCAGGGCCGAAAAUGAAAGAUUACAGCAAACGGUGAAUCAGAUUAUAAAUGCCGUGGAAACACAACAGCUACAGGAUUUAAGGCAAAAAUGUCAUAGACUGGAAAAGGAAAUAGCGGGUUUAGAUGGAAUUAAACAGCAAACAGAACGAGAACGGCAGGAGCUCGUCAUGGAGAGGAAAGCCAUUCUUAUUGAAAGGCAGGAGAUGGAAAAUGAGUUUAAAAAAAGAACUGAAAGUGCAAAUAAGGAAUUUGAGAAGGAGAUGGUAAGAGAAAGAAAUAACUGGAAGGCUAAUCUAGCUUCGAUCGAAAAAUCAGAAAAGAAAACCAAAGAUCUCAAUGUACAGUUAAAGGAAGAAAGCGAAAAGGCCAAACAGACGGCCCAGGAUCUUCGAGUCGGCAAUGAUACAUUGAUGGCUGAAACUAGAAGACUAAUAUCAGACCUGGACAAAGAAAAAUCAAGAUUCUGUAUCCAGAGCCAUGGCAUCGAUUAUUAUCAGGCAAAUUUCGCAGAACUGCAUCAAAGGCUAGAAGAAUUGGUUUUUGAUUGCAUCACGGGCCCUAUGAAUGAUGAUCAGAUACUAGCUGUAGAGGCUACGAGUCUCGAAGAACAAGAGUUCUUCAAGUUUGUACCAACAAGGAAUAUUACUGUGGCGCAGUAUCUCUGGAGACGCGGCACACAGGCCUUUAUUUCUUCACAACUAUAUAGCCAUAUCUGGCAGUCUUUCCCCUGUGAUCAUAUGGGAGAAUUUGCAGACCCUAGUAGUUUAAAAUUUGCUUUUGACACGAUGUCUCGAAAAUAUGCCCAAAUCAAUCCUGAGAGAGAAGGAAUUUGGCGAAAUAUGACCCAUGAGAUCCUAGACGGUCUCUGCAUACAACUGUUAGACAGAGAGCAGCCGCAGAGAAACCUCGUGUCCAAUACUAUGAAAGUGUUGGAUCCCAUUAUCGACCCUAAAAAAAAGGAUAAUUUCGCAAUGAGAUUGACUGAGGUUAUCAGCAACGCAACCAGCUUGUGGUCUGCCGUGAAAACAGACUCUUGCAGGAUCGUAAUCUCAACCGAUCCACCGAACGAGAACAAGGGCGGACAGAAAUGGAGAGCAGCAUCUCUGAAAGAUAUCGAAAUGGUGACAUGCCUCGAGGAUAUUUCCAUUGAACAUGCUCACACACUCUGUCUGUUCCCCUCUAUCACUGCGACCGAGGAGUCUGGAAAGGAUGUGGUCGUUUAUCCCGGACAGGCUCUCUUCGCUGAUUGUGUAGCAUUUGCGCUGGGAUAUCAUGAGAAGCAGGAAACAGCCAGAGAGCUUGCACAAAGAGAACGAGAGCUGCGACAUUCUUACCGCAAAAGCAGCGUGAGUUCGCAAUCAACCUUCUCUAUCCAGAAUGGUUCCCAAAUUUCGCAUCGUGUCUCGUCUUGA
Molecule: messenger RNA, 1737 nt
Organism: Talaromyces proteolyticus
Lineage: Eukaryota; Fungi; Ascomycota; Eurotiomycetes; Eurotiales; Trichocomaceae
Exons: 3
Coding region: 1-1737 (578 amino acids)
Source: RefSeq, a predicted model, not a curated record